CACAGUUUGACAUCGUUCAUGGAGAGCCUCUCCAUGGCUCCUGCGCCUGAGACAGCUGGCCUGACCUCCAAAUCAUUCAUCCACCCCUGCUGUCAUCUGUUUUCAUAGUGUGAGAUCAACCCACACGAAUAUCCAUGGCUUUUGUGCUCAUUUUGGUUCUCAGUUUCUACGAGCUGGUGUCAGGACAGUGGCAAGUGACUGGACCCGGCAAGUUUGUCCAGGCCUUGGUUGGGGAGGACGCGGUGCUCUCCUGCUCCCUCUUUCCUGAGACCAGUGCAGAGGCCAUGGAAGUGCGGUUCUUCAGGAAUCAGUUCCAUGCUGUGGUCCACCUCUACAGAGAUGGGGAAGACUGGGAAUCUAAGCAGAUGCCACAGUAUCGAGGGAGAACUGAGUUUGUGAAGGACUCCAUUGCAGGGGGGCAUGUCUCUCUAAGGCUAAAAAACAUCACUCCCUCGGACAUCGGCCUGUAUGGGUGCUGGUUCAGUUCCCAGAUUUACGAUGAGGAGGCCACCUGGGAGCUGCGGGUGGCAGCACUGGGCUCACUUCCUCUCAUUUCCAUCGUGGGAUAUGUUGACGGAGGUAUCCAGUUACUCUGCCUGUCCUCAGAGACGUUUUUCCAGCCCUCACCUUGGCGCCUGGCUUCUAUUUUACUCGGGUUACUCUGUGGUGCCCUGUGUGCUGUUGUCAUGGGGAUGAUCAUUGUUUUCUUCAAAUCCAAAGGGAAAAUCCAGGCGGAACUGGGUAGUAUGUGUCAUGUCCUGAGCCUCCCACACAUGGUUCUCCCGGGUCCCUCCCUGAUCCACAGUUUGAGCCUCUGGACGACCCUGGCUGCAGGCUGGACAGGAAGCACCGACUGGAGAAGAAAGCACGGACAGGCAGAAUUGAGAGACGCCAGGAAACACGCAGUGGAGGUGACUCUGGAUCCAGAGACGGCUCACCCGCAGCUCUGCGUUUCUGAUCUGAAAACUGUGACCCAUAGAAAAGCUCCCCAGGAGGUGCCUCACUCUGAGAAGAGAUUUACGAGGAAGAGUGUGGUGGCUUCUCAGGGUUUCCGAGCAGGGAAACAUUACUGGGAGGUGGACGUGGGACAAAAUGUAGGGUGGUAUGUGGGAGUGUGUCGGGAUGAUGUAGACAGGGGGAAGAACAGUGUGACUUUGUCUCCCAGCAAUGGGUAUUGGGUCCUCAGACUGACAACAGAACAUCUGUAUUUCACAUUCAAUCCCCAUUUAAUCAGCCUCCCCCCCAGCACCCCUCCUACACGAGUGGGGGUCUUCCUGGACUAUGAGGGUGGGACCAUCUCCUUCUUCAAUACAAAUGACCAGUCCCUUAUUUAUACCCUGCUGACAUGUCAGUUUGAAGGCUUGUUGAGACCCUAUAUCCAGCACGCGAUGUAUGACGAGGAAAGGGGGACUCCCAUAUUCAUAUGUCCAGUGUCCCGGGGAUCAGAGAGAGAAGACCCUGCUUAAAGGGCCCCACACCACAGACCCAGACACAGCCAAGGGAGAGUGCUCCCGACAGGUGGCCCCAGCUUCCUCUCCAGAGCCUGCGCACAGACAGUCACGCCCCCCACUCUCCUUUAGGGAGCUGAGGUUCUUCUGCCCUGAGCCCUGCAGCAGCGGCAGUCACAGCUUCCAGAUGAGGGGGGAUUGGCCUGACCCUGUGGGAGUCAGAAGCCAUGGCUGCCCUGAAGUGGGGACGGAAUAGACUCACAUUAGGUUUAGUUUGUGAAAACUCCAUGCAGCUAAGUGACCUUGAACAAGUCACAACCUCCCAGGCUCCUCAUUUGUUAGUUACGGAGAGUGAUUCCCGCCUCACAGGUAAGAUUAAAGAGACAAUGAAUGUGAAUCAUGCUUGCAGGUUUGAGGGCACAGUGUUUGCUAAUGAUGUGUUUUUAUAUUAUACAUUUUCCCACCAUAAACUCUGUUUGCUUAUUCCACAUUAAUUUACUUUUCUCUAUACCAAAUCACCCAUGGAAUAGUUAUUGAACACCUGCUUUGUGAGGCUCAAAGAAUAAAGAGGAGGGAGGAUUUUUCACUGAUUCUAUAAGCCCAGCAUUACCUGAUACCAAAACCAGGCAAAGAAAACAGAAGAAGAGGAAGGAAAACUACAGGUCCAUAUCCCUCAUUAACACAGACCAAAAAUUCUAAAUAAAAUUUUAGCAAAUUAAACUAAACAAUAUAUUUAAAGAUGAUA
Molecule: messenger RNA, 2193 nt
Organism: Pan troglodytes (chimpanzee)
Lineage: Eukaryota; Metazoa; Chordata; Mammalia; Primates; Hominidae
Gene: BTNL3
Product: butyrophilin like 3
Biological process (GO): T cell receptor signaling pathway; regulation of cytokine production
Cellular component (GO): external side of plasma membrane
Molecular function (GO): signaling receptor binding
Source: RefSeq, a predicted model, not a curated record